Molecule: messenger RNA, 1791 nt
Organism: Kwoniella botswanensis
Lineage: Eukaryota; Fungi; Basidiomycota; Tremellomycetes; Tremellales; Cryptococcaceae
Exons: 12
Coding region: 1-1791 (596 amino acids)
Biological process (GO): ammonium transmembrane transport
Cellular component (GO): plasma membrane
Molecular function (GO): ammonium channel activity
Source: RefSeq, a predicted model, not a curated record
AUGGUCAACUUGACAUACGGAGCUCUCUUAACCUCAUCGGACGGUAGUAUAUCCUUCGAACCGUUGGGAACAGAUAUUCUAGCUACUUUACAAGGUAAUACUUCAGCAUUCGACCCUGGAGAUAUAGCAUGGGUAUUGACUUCAGCAGCCCUUAUCGUAUUCAUGUUACCAGGUCUCGGAUACCUUUAUUCAGGUUUAGCAAGACGUAAAAAUGCUUUAUCCAUGUUAUUCCUCUCCUUAGUUUCUUUGGGUAUAGUCUCUUUCCAAUGGUUCUUCAUUGGUUAUUCUCUGGUAUUUUCAGAAAGUGGUGGUUCGUUCUUUGGUGAUGGAAGGAAUGUAGGAUUUAGACAAGUUCUGGAAAGACCUGUACCGGAGACAAAUGGCAAAUUACCUGAAAUUGUAUUUGCAACUUAUCAACUUAUGUUCGCAUGUUUGGUACCGGCCGUCUUGUUAGGUGCAGCAGCCGAACGAUCUCGUAUCCUCCCUGCUAUGAUCUUCAUCUUCUGUUGGACUACUUUGGUGUACGAUAUGUUGGCUCAUUGGAUCUGGAGUUCGAAUGGCUGGGCAUACAAGUGGGGUAUACUAGAAGGAGAAAUAAACUCACACAAAGCACGAUGCGAUAUUGCAGACGCCGGUGGUGUACCCGUUGAAAUCGCUUCUGGAACAGGCGGUCUGGCCUAUUCGUAUUUUAUCGGUAAACGACGAGGGUACGGUACAGAGCGAGUAGCUUUCAAGCCAUCCAAUGUAGGUCACGUCGUGCUCGGUACGGUGUUCCUCUGGGUCGGGUGGCUAGGAUUCAACGGUGGAUCAUGUUUCGCCGCAUCGCUUAAAGCGGCUAUGGCAGUUUUUGUAACUAAUCUUGCUGGUGCUGUUGGCGGUAUAGUCUGGUUGAUCAUGGAUUUCAGAUUGGAAAGAAAGUGGUCAAUGGUCGGAUUUUGUACAGGUGCGAUUGCGGGUUUGGUAGCUAUUACACCUGCAGCUGGGUUUGUUGGUGCACCUGCCGGAGCAUUGAUCGGUCUGGUCUCAGCGGCAGUAUCCAACUUGUCCACUCGACUGAAAGUCACCAUGAGAGUAGAUGAUCCAAUGGAUAUUUUUGCGGUACACGCCCUAGCGGGUGUAGUGGGAGUUUUGAUGACUGGUUUAUUCGCCCAGUCGAGCGUGGCUGCGAAUGAUGGGUUCUCAGAGAUCGACGGUGGUUGGAUGGAUCACAAUUGGGUUCAAUUUGCCAAACAGAUAGUGUGGGCCCUUGUGGGGUUGGGAUGGACUUUCGUGGUCACUUAUGCCAUUAUGUUUGUGAUCAACCUUAUCCCAGGAUGUCAUUUCAGGUCGACUGAAGAAGCUGAGAUCGUCGGUAUGGAUGAAGUGGAGCUUGGCGAAUUUGUCGCAGAUUACGCAUUCCACCAUCGAGAUCUCGAAGGUCUAUUUGACCCUAAUGAACUAUCAAGAUUCAACAGUGUGACGAGAUUCCACUUAACUUCAAUGGGACCCAAAUCGUAUACUCGACCUUCUCAAGCACAUCUACCACCUACUAUGCCCCGAGGCGGUGCGGCGGUCGCUGAUGCUUAUGGUCAAGGAGCGCAGGAAGUAGAGAAGCCAAGAAGUAGGAGUCGAGGUAGAGAGAGGAGUAGGAGUAGAAGUCAGUUUAGAGCUUCGACACCUUCGGGGAUGGACAGAUUAGAAGAAGUGCAUUCGUCUGAUGAGCUCGAGCUGAAGAAACUGAGUAGGAAUGGUGUAGGGGAAGUGGGGGUAGAGCAGGGGAGUAUGGGGUCCAGUGAUUUGAGUCAAAAAUAG